AUGGAGUGCUUUAUUGACAAUAAGCAUUUCCUCCCUCUCUCUCUCUCUCUUUCACUCCCUCUGUCUUUCCACAUGCCUCUGCGCCUCGGAGAUGAAUGCCCCGAAAUCGUCAUAGCAACCACCACAGCACUAAAACCCCAAUCUCAUCUUGGCAACCCCACAAACUCUCAAACUAUCACUUCUGACUCCGGGUGCAUAAAGAGGGUGUUUGUCUGCCUGAAGGGUCCUAAAGUGUUAAAGCUUGUUGUCAGCAGUGAAAAGGAGGCAGCCCUGUGGGGAAAUCAGCUCUCUGGGUGGAGAGGGGUGGAUGUGAGUAGGGGAAGUGUCAUUGGGAGAUGGUCAAACGAGGGAGGUGGAGUCGAAGAAAGGCUGAGAUUGGACAGAUUUGGAAAAGAGAUGUCAAAUUGA
Molecule: messenger RNA, 408 nt
Organism: Xyrichtys novacula (pearly razorfish)
Lineage: Eukaryota; Metazoa; Chordata; Actinopteri; Labriformes; Labridae
Source: the annotation of a GenBank genome assembly